Molecule: messenger RNA, 930 nt
Organism: Cetraspora pellucida
Lineage: Eukaryota; Fungi; Glomeromycota; Glomeromycetes; Diversisporales; Gigasporaceae
Source: the annotation of a GenBank genome assembly
AUGAGUAGAAAAGCUUAUCAUGCCGGUUCUUGGUAUACUGAUAAUGGACCUCGUUUAAACAAGGAGCUUAGUCAAUGGUUAGAAAAUGUACCAACUUUGACGGAAGACAACGUUCCUAUUCCGGUGCCUGGAGCUCGCGCGAUAAUUGCACCGCAACGCGUAUUCAUUCUCGGCCCUUCUCACCAUGUAUACCUUACAAAAUGUGCCAUUUCACAAUGCACCGAGUAUGAAACGCCUUUGGGAGAACUGCUUUUGGAUACUGAAGUUAUUAAUGAAUUGCGGCAAACUGGUUACUUUGAUGAAAUGUCACUUAUCGUUGAUGAAGAAGAACAUAGUAUUGAGAUGCAUCUUCCAUAUGUUUAUAAGAUUUUGGAAAGCAAGAUUAAUUCUAUCAAGAUCGUGCCAAUCAUGGUUGGCUCGUUAUCAGAAUCCAAAGAACAUUUAUACGGAAAAAUUCUUAGUUCUUACCUUUCCGAUCCAUCAAAUUUAUUCGUUAUCUCAUCAGAUUUUUGUCAUUGGGGCCAGCGAUUUUCAUAUACCUAUUAUUCUGAUUCAGUCAACACAAGUACUUAUCUCUCACGUAAAUCUAAUACACCUCUAUCAAUUCCGAUAUAUAAGUCUAUCGAGAAUCUCGACCGUGAAGGGAUGACCAUUAUCGAAGAGAUGAAUCAUGAAGAAUUUCACACAUAUCUUUCUAAAACAAAGAAUACUAUAUGUGGAAGACAUCCUAUUGGAGUAUUUUUAAGCACGAUCGAUGCAUGGCAAAAUAGUCAAGAAAAAACUAUUACGGAAGGUGGAGAAAAGCCCGAUCUACCUUUUGAUACUACAAAACCAAGGAUUAGAUUUGUUCAUUAUUCACAAUCAAGUCAAGUUACUCGUGGAGAUGAUAGCAGUGUUAGCUACGCUUCAGCAUAUGUUUAUUUACCAUGA